AUGUUUUACUCACUCUCUCGUCUGACAAUUGAAAUAUUAUUUCUCUUCAACCUUUCCAUCCAUCUGGCCUCUUCUUCGCGGAUCCCGUUUGGCCCCAUGUCAGAGCUUACUGGCUCUGCUGCUAUUAUCGACAAAAUACUCUCUCCUGGUAGCCCGAGGAAUACGACACCCCUUUCAGGACCAACUCCGACUGAGACCAGCAACUCAACGACACCCAGAAAAUUGAAUAAAGAUCCAAAUACGCUUGAAUAUUAUGGUUCAACGUGUUCACUUUCUUUCACAAGGAGAUCAAACGACCGCGAGCCUCGAAGUCUGAAUGAAAAGAUCUCCCGGCGAGCUCUAGAUCCUUCAAGAGAUUACGAACGUAGCGCUUUGUUUUUGACUGAAGCUGCUGAGAAAUGUGUGGAAUCGUCAAGAGCAUGGGGCGCGACUGCAGGUUAUCCUUUGGGAGUGGGUGUCUGUUACUCCCUCGGUUACAUCGAUGAGCCGAAAUCAACUGUGGGUGGACAUAUCAAUGUUUUCAGACUUGGAACAGUUUCUGAAUUGAGCAGAAUGGACAGCAUGAUGGAUGUCAAUGAGCUGGAGGAUAGCGCCCGGCUUCAACUUUCUUUCUUAUCCCAAAACUCACCGGAUGGCUUUGCAGAAUAUUCCAAAUCAAGUCUUGAAGGCGCCUUGCGUCUCUCUCAGCCACCUUGGGCCCCUUCGGAUGAUGCUACGCAUCUAAUCAAUCCUGCCAAUCCUCAGUUUACUGCGUCCUACGGCGAGACAGAAAUGGUCCUUAUCGGUUCCUUUCACUUGAACUUGAAAGAUGCUUACGUUCCUAAGGCCUCAAGAAUCAGAAAGCGUGAUGAUGCGGAAAGUCUAGCGGCUUUGAUCCCCUCUGGGGCCAGACUUGUCAGCCGAGGGACACCAGUCCUGGAAUCGCAUUUCUUUGAUCUCAACGAUCGUCCAACAAAAAGAUCGCAGCUAGCUGGAACAAAACCAUGGGGGUUAUUCAAACGACAAGCGAUGUCCUCUAUUUCAUCGGAUUCCGAAUUCAGCUCUGAUACCGCUUGCUCGAACGCAGGCUUGUCUCCAAACACCUUUUUUUCUGGCGGAGGAAAAGAUGCCCCAGCUGCCAUUGAAGAUCGACGCAGGACCUUCGUGUCUGAACCAACAACAGCCCCUAUCGUUCCACCUUCUCCAUUUCUCUCCCCCGCGUCCCGGGACGCAAACGCCUCUUUUGAAAUACCUUCGAAGUUUAUGGCAGCCAACUCUCUCAAAUUGGCAGGAGGUAUAAAUUUCAAUGUAACCGAAUACCAAUUGCCUGGACGAUAUUUGAUGGUCCUUCCAGUUGGCCUCAUCAUUUAUGGCGCAUUAUCUGCGAUUGCUUUACUUAUGGUCAUAAUUGUGACCUACGAACGUAAACAGUAUCGAGACCAGUUUCGAAAAAGGAGGAAAGAACAGCGUGGAAUCCCCUCCGUAGAAUUCGGUAACUUUUCCGACAGACGGGUUUAG
This is a messenger RNA of Puccinia triticina, 1497 nucleotides long. RefSeq lists its product as uncharacterized. The transcript has 6 exons. NCBI's taxonomy places the organism in Eukaryota, Fungi, Basidiomycota, Pucciniomycetes, Pucciniales, Pucciniaceae. The record is from RefSeq and is a predicted model, not a curated record. Bases 1 to 1497 code for a protein of 498 amino acids.